UCCGCUUCUCCAGAAGGUUCUAUUUCAAUAUUUACUUGGGCGGGACUUCGUUAUAAAUAUUCUCCCUAUUCACAAUUCUCGCACAAAACGGUCGAGGCGAAUUUAUUUUCAUUUCAUUAGAGGUCGAGGCGAAUUUAUUUUCAUUUCAUUAGAGAGGUUUGCAUAUAGAUUGUUGCGUUGCGGAUAUGGCAGAGGAGGGAGAGAAGGUUGUGUUAAAUGUCUAUGAUCUGAGUCAAGGACUUGCGCGUCAACUCUCUUCUAGCUUUCUUGGAAAAGUUAUUGAAGGAAUCUGGCACACAGGCGUGGUUGUCUAUGGGAAGGAAUAUUAUUUUGGCGGAGGGAUACAACACAACCCUGCAGGGGAAACUCCUUAUGGAAAGCCUUAUAAAGUUGUGGAAUUGGGCGUCACUUAUAUACCUAUGGAAAUGUUCGAAGAGUAUUUGGAGGAAAUAAGUCCACGGUACACAGCUGAAACUUACAGUUUAUUGCACCAUAACUGUAAUAAUUUCAGCAGUGAGGUUGCACAGUUUUUGGUUGGCUGUAAUAUUCCAGAUUUCAUUCUUAGAUUACCAGAUGAAGUGAUGAACAGUCCAAUGGGUCCAUUAAUAAUGCCAAUGAUAGCACAAUUUGAAUCAACAUUAAGAUAUGGAGGGGUACCUCAAGUUCCGCAUCGUGUUGCUUCAUCAUCCACACCUACCUUUGCGCAGCAACAAGGAACGCUGGAUAUUGCAAGUAAGGCAAAUGAUGGAGCGAGCUCAGAACAAUCCGUUGGUUCUGGAUCAGUAAAUGCAGAGUCUGCGGUUGAAAGUAAGUCUAGCACCGACAUACCACCUGCAGUAAAACCUGUGGAUUAUAAGUCAGGUGACUCACAGAAAUCGGCCAUGAAAGAGCCCGAUAAUUCCAAUAUAGAUCCUGCCAAAAGUUCUUUGAAUAAUUCAAAGAAAGAUGUUAUUGAUCCUCUGGGCGAUGCAAGGGCCAGAGUCCAAGAGGAAAUUACGAGUGAAUUUGCCAGAUUAAUGGCGAGUGGUGGCUUGCGGGCAAGUGAGGCAGCAGCACUUGCCACAAGGCGAGUAAUGGAGAAACAUGGCACUCCAACUGCUACACCUCGGGGUUAAAGUUAAUCCUUAAAGUUGAUAUGCCUAAAUUUAGGUUGUAUUUGGCACAUUUUUUGUCGUGAAGGGAUGAUAGAGAAAAUAAUUGCACUGAUUUCACAAUUUGUAUUAUUUCUGGUGCUAAUCUUAACGAUUCUAUGAAACAUGGAUCCUGUCAAGAAACUGCACCAUUGAUUAAGGGUUCUAAUUCUGUGCCCUGUAUUCUGUCUUUUAAUUACCACGAGGAAAUAUUUUUACCAUUAUUUCAAUAUGAUUUAUUUCAA
Cryptomeria japonica (Japanese cedar) is the source of this 1375-nucleotide messenger RNA. RefSeq lists its product as uncharacterized. Lineage: Eukaryota; Viridiplantae; Streptophyta; Pinopsida; Cupressales; Cupressaceae. The transcript is spliced from 5 exons. The record is from RefSeq and is a predicted model, not a curated record. Gene Ontology annotation, biological process: protein modification by small protein removal. Bases 186 to 1115 code for a protein of 309 amino acids. Gene Ontology annotation, molecular function: peptidase activity.